This is a messenger RNA of Ostrinia nubilalis (European corn borer), 6071 nucleotides long. Its product is annotated as histone-lysine N-methyltransferase, H3 lysine-79 specific-like. NCBI's taxonomy places the organism in Eukaryota, Metazoa, Arthropoda, Insecta, Lepidoptera, Crambidae. Bases 409 to 2217 code for a protein of 602 amino acids. The record is from RefSeq and is a predicted model, not a curated record. The transcript is spliced from 10 exons.
UCAGUCUUGCCUCGAGUUGGUGCCUGCUGUAUCGAUUGAACUACGCAAACGCGCUGCAUGUUUAGUCUUCAAAAUUCUCUGUAAAUAAAUAAAGAAAAUUACCGCUUUAUCUCGGACGAUUACAGUGGACGAAAGUGGUCAAUUUGGCGCAGUAAACUGUGUUUAUAAAUGUAAAUUAGUCUUCCUUCGUUGGAUUAAGUUGACUUCUGAAAGUUUUAUCAGAUCCAAAAUGGCGAGCGCGGGGUGGAAGCAGCGAAGGCUCGAGUAAGCUUCGCCAGGGGUGGAGCCCUGGGCGAGAACAAUGCCACAGCCGCACAGGAGAAGAAAGAAGACUCUGCCCCGGAGCUCGAAGGCGAGAUACCACCUGAUCUAGACAGAUAUAUCCGGCGAUACCUGGGUCUGCCAGUGAUGCUGAAGGCAGGCGAGUACUCGCCCAACAACCCGCUGCUGGCGCGGGAGCGCGCGCCGGGCGACGCGCUGCUCGGGCUCGGCGAGUACGAGCGCCGCCGCCACACGCUGCGCAGGAUCCGCCAGCAGCAGUACCGGGAGUAUCUGGACCAGCAAGCAAAAAAGAAGCAAGAGGCGAAAGAGCAAGCGGAAAGGGAGCGGCGCGAGCGCGAAGAGAAAGAACGGGAACGCGAGGAGAGAGAGCGAGAAAGGGAGCGCGAGGAGAGGGAGAGAGAGCGCCAGGAGAGAGAGAGCCGCCAGGAGAUAGAAAGGGAGCGCCAGGAGAGAGACAGGGCGAGGAGGAUAGCGGAGAGACGCAGCCCGGAGAGAAGGAGAGCCAGUGACAAUUAUACUGGACAUGUAGCUACGUUCUCCUAUAACAAUCGAGUGGAUACAGGCGUUCAAGUGGACAGUGUGUCCGCGCCUUUAUCAGUGGCCGUUCAAACUGAUGAUUCAGAGCUAUUCAGGCUCCCCUCCCCAUGCAAGUCGCAGCUCACGCAAGCGGAGCGGGAGCUGUCCCCCCACACGGUGGCCCCCGAGCGCCCCCCGGCCGCGUGGGCGCCGCGCGGGGGCGCCGAGCGCCGCCGGAGCCUAGGGGACUUCGACGAGCGCUCCUCUACCCUGCUAAAGAAAUCGAACCGCGACAAACUGACGUCGGACCUCCGCCAUUCGUACAUGCCGUCCAUCUUCGAUGCAGACGCCAUACAGAUGCGCAACUUGCAGGCUGAGAAGGAGGCGGCAGCUCGGCGUCAAUUCUACCAACAAGAGUUGAAGAAUCAGAUUAUGGAACAACAACGGAUACGGGAAGAGAGGAAAUCUAGAGAGAAAAUGCUCGAACAAGCCGAGAUGCGGCGAUUGGAAGAACAACUGAGAAUGCUGCGCGUGGCUCAAGACAGAGAAAUGGAUAAACGGCAUCACAUUGAUACCGCGAUCCAAGAAAACAAAAUGGAAUACGACAAAAAGCGCAAAGAACUACAAAAGGACAUCGACAAUGAACAACUAAAGCUUUUACGGGCUCCGUUAUCCACAUCUCAACUCACUUCUCUGCCCAAACGAAUAACCACCUCCAAAAGCGACACCGACACCAAACUACCCUCAUACUUCCGAUCCAACUACCCUCGAAUAGAGAGGGAAGAAGAGAGACAGAUCCGCCCGCUAGAGAAAACUGAACUACCCCACGAAAUAAACUUCAGGCUAACAGCUAACGAGCCAACUCAAGAGAGAGUUUACCAAAACAAAGAACAUUCUCGGUACUCAGAGAAAUCUGAACCGUACGAGAGGAAACCCUAUUCGAUGAACAUACCCGACGAUUCUAUAUUCUCUCCAAACUAUGACGUCGAUAGUUAUUUGAGGAAGAACCUUAAUUUUAAAGAUAGAUUCGAUUUCAACCGCUACGAUUACGACGAUAUAGGCAAAGUUGCAGAAACAGAAAAAGUUCUUGUACACGAGAGACCUAAAUCUAAGAACGUUCCGAUUGCGAAAGAGAGGAAAAGUAUACAAGACCCUAUUGAUUCUUUACCCAUACCGGUUUUACGACAUUCGCCUGUAAUCCAAAGCGAUAGGGUCGAAACUGGUUCAAACUUGAGCGAGGCGAUGAGGAAAGUCGACGAUAAGUGGAAGGUACCAGUUGUUCAGAAGAACAUACUGAAAUCAGUUCCGAAUGAAGAAGGUAAAAACGUCAGCAUUUUGACCCAACUUGGCUCUAUCAGGCGACAACUGCAGUUAGAACAGCUGAAACUGGACAUGAUUUCCAAAGACGACGAUGUUUAGGUAGAUAUUAAAUAAUCAAUCAUACGUAAAUUUUGAGAAAACUUGAAAAUAAUUUGGUAGUAAAUUUACAUUACCGCAGUAAUAUAAUUCCAUCCAUGCUUGCUUAUUUAAUACCAAGUUAGAAAAUCUUCAGUCACUAAAUGUAGAGGGUAGUCUUUAAUAUGAAUUAAUGGGGUCGUACUAUGAAUUUUGAAGUAAAUAUCUUGCAAAAUACAGCGCCAUUUAAUCCCUAUCUAAGUAGACGUGAACUAUUCAACGGUACAUAGUAGAAAAACUCACUCAGACAUAAUAUACAUAUUUUAAUUCGUACAAAUGUUUGCAUUUUGCGGGGGUCAAACCCGGGACCUCUGACGUAGUAGCAGAGUUCUUAAUCACUGAUCUACUUCGGUCAAAAAUGAAAUUAUACAGGGUGGAAUUUUGUAAUGCCACCUGGAGGGAUAGUACUCUUAAUACUGUAGAUAGAAAAUUUUACUCAAAGAAAACAGUUCUUUAUUUUUUGAAAGAAAAAAAACUGCAUUCAAAGAUUACAGUUUUCCAUUAGUGACUGAACAGGUUAUAAUAAUAUGUAUAUUAAAAUUUUGAAAUUAGGAAAUAUUAUAGUGUUAUUGUACAACAAUAAUGAGGUGCUGAAUUCGGGAUUGAUGUCUUGAUAAGUCUUGUCUUGAUUGUUUAUAAAGAUUGAAGCGGUGUUAAUCGUUACUUGAGUUAUUUCAAAUAGAUCUCAUAAUUAUGUAAAAUUAUUUUACCAAAAAUUAGGAAUUUUGAAAAUGUUAAUUAUUAUUAAUAACUAAUUGUUUGGUGUCAAUUUUAAAUACUUAUAUUUUUCAGACAGUAUUUUUUUUCUAGAAAUCUUCAUCAUACUAUGUCAUACUAAUCAAAAUUAUUACAAAAAUGAUGAUUUUCCUCAAUGGAUGUUUAUUUUUGGUGUGUGAAUUUGUUUGAUACGCACGCACAUGAUAUCAACCUACCAGAAUAUGAGUACUCUCAAUUCAAUAUUGUACCUUAUUCUAAAAGCAUAUACCUAAUUGAAUAUUCAUUGGAGAAAUUGGUUAUGCUUUGGCGGUUGUUAAAGUGAAUGCUUUUUCAAUUAUUAUUGGUCUAAAACUUAACUCAAUCAGUGCCUGAGGUAAUAUUUUCAACUACAACGCGACUAGACGACUAACGAAAAUCACAAAUUCGUAUCGCGGUGUCGCUUUGACAGCUAGUUCAAACGAAAACAAAACGCAACUGUUACUUUGUGUAAAAGCUGAAAGAAAGCUACUUUUUCUCAAACUCAAGUCAAACGCCUUCAAGAACAUUUAAUUUUGCUAUUUUUAGUUAAAAAUGAGGUGUUUUUACUGGAAGGUUUUUAAAAAAAAACUUUUAUUGGAAAGUGAUUAAAUCGGUUGUUUCGUCUAUGUUUGCGCGUAAACUUUACCGCGAUAUCGAAUUUGCAUCUCAGCUUGAAUGAAAAACGGAGCGCAACUGGUGAAGAAGCGCAAAGGUAUUGGAGACGGGCACAGGAGGGUGUUUUUAUUGACGUUAAACGACUUCAGAUUUGUAUGCUUUGUGACGUCAUAAUAUUAUGUCAUGCCACUCAAGCUCCCAUAUCUCAGGCACUAACUGAUUAAAGCGUUAGGCUUGUUUUAGAGUCACGCUAACGCACGCUGACCGUCAGCGCUGACAGCCGAAAUGUAUGAAGCGUCGGCGCCGAGCGAUCAGCGUCACUCAGGAACAACGUUCCCUUCAAUUACAUAUAAUUAUAUUGAUCUGUCAGCGCCGACGAUCAGCGAGCGGUCAGCGCGAUUCUAAAACUCGCCUUAGACCUAUAAGUAUCACAAUUAAUUAAAUAAAUUCCAUUUUUAAUGCAAGGGAGGUGAUUCAAACUAUUUUGAACGAAAUCGAAGUUUUGACAAUCCCUCUCUUGUUCUUUUCUUAUUUAUUAAAUUGACACUAUUGUAUCUUACAAUAAAUUAUCAAUUUUAUCACACACACUUAGCUAGUCUUAUAUAGCUGGGCGAAUUAUUUGUAAACAUUUUAUAAUAUUACGGAAAUUAAUCAAAAUUUAUUAUAAGGGAUAGUGUGGCAAAUGUUAAAAGCUGUUUCAAACAAAAGUUUUAGAAACCAAUUUUUGUACGAAAGACGGUACCGUCAAGAAUCAAACUAUCAAGAUAAAUAGGUACUGAGGCAUUCGGCAUAUUAAUAAUAUAAAUGUAUGCUCUUUUGCAAUGUAAUGUAGUCCAAUGUGCUAUACAUUGAGAAGUAAAAAAAUGUAAUGAUUUUCAGAAAUUAUAAUUAAAUAUUUUGCCAAACUAUUUCUUACACUCUAUAUUGUGUAACGGAAUGCCUUGAUAAAUGAGUACGAUUGUACGAAGUGGGUUGCGAAAAAUAUUUUUGGAUUGCAUAUAAAUUGGUUAGAAGAUGUGUAUUUUUGAAAUUGAUGGGUAAAUUGGCUUUCUCAUGAUAAUAGGCGAUAGGCUGCCUAAAAUAAGUUUUAACUUGCAGUCCCAUUCUAAAAGCAAUAGAACUAUAUCCCAAAAUGUAUGCUAUUUAGCAGUAGUGCCAAAACAUAAUCUUGUAAUAUGUAACCUGCACAUUAUGUAAUAUUAUCAAACAAUACUAUACCAAAAUAGUUAUUUAGCUGAACUACUUAGUACAGUAGCAAUAUGUAGCCCGGUUUUGAAAACUACAACGCAACAAUACUUUCAAAUAGCAUCUGUAGAAAAUUGUAGAAGAAUUAUGCCCGUUAUCACAAUCAAUCCCUAAUUUUUAAGUGACCCAUAUGAAAACAAAAUUUCUGUUAUGUGUUACCAUAGGGGUCACUUAAAAAUUAGGGAUUGGUGGUGAAAAUGGGCAUUAAUCAAAUAAAAUGUAACCUACAGUUUUGCAUGCGAUUUGAAUAUCUUCUAUGGACAUUCCAGAGCAUGCUGCAUGUCUUUUUUUUCUAACUUCUUUUAGAUGUUGCCUGUUUUUUUUUGUUUAAUGGUAACCAAACCUCUGAGGUUAUAAACUUAUUUUUAUUGAAAGAGUUCUGAUUUUUUUAUUUUGUCUAUUUUGCUGGUCAACGCACAAAUAGCUUAAUCCAAGACUGUAGCGAAAGUAAGCAGAGCUUGGCGUAAGGAAAGUGAGAUUAUGAUAAGGAGUUAAUUGUUGUAUUAUAUUAUGUAAGCAUUAUUGUAAUUUGCCACAGACAUGCGACUUUUUGUAGUGCUCUCGUUUCCACUAAUUUGUUUUCAAGUUGUGUCUUUGACUCAUUCUGGGUUAAAUACCAGCUAGGCGGGUAAACUAGGUCAGAUUAUUCUACGUUUAGCGAAACGUGGUCCCCUCUCGUUAUGCAUUUUUUGAAAUGGUAGGUACUUUAUUUGGCAUGUUCGUUCAAGUAUGUAACAAGAAUCGCAAGUCUGUGGCGUAUUGCAUGAAAUAUCAAAGCAAAUAUAUAUUUUUACUCGCUUGUUAGUAAAUACAAUGAAUGCCAAUUGUUUUAUUGGAAGUGCACUUUUAGUUGUAAGUGUAAUGUAAGUAGGUAAGCUAAAAUAUUGAAUGCGAUUUUGUACUAAGACAUUAAUGUAUACAAUAUCAACUAUAAUUCAAUAUUUUUAAAUAAUUUAUGCUUUUGAAUUAUGAUAAAUUGUUUGUUAUAAUACUUUAAAUGUUUUAGAUUAUUUUUGAAUUUUAAAUGUUGUUACAAAAGUUUUGUUGCACAAUAUUUCAACACAACUUUUCAAACGAAGUUACCUUUUUGAUGCACAAUUAUCUAGGUAUGUAAAAUGUAAAUCCCAAACUUUUGUUUUCUAUGCAUGAUGUAUUUGGAUGGUUUGAACGAGCUGGUAUGCAAAAUAAACCAUAAUUAUUCUAAUAAACAGUCAUUAAUUAAA